CCAUUUUAUCUCGCCUCUAAUAUUAAUGGUUCUGUCUCCUCAUUAGUUUAUCUAAGUGGUUGGUCAUCAGAUUUCUCGAAAUUUUAGACACUUAUCCUGAAAGAACAGGUGAUUUCAGGUGAUGUGAUCAGUUGUAUCAUCGCUGAUUUUAUUUCCGCCUCGUUUGUGUGCAUUUGGUAUGUGGCACGUGUGGAUGUAUGAAAUAUACGUGCCGUGUGCAACGAGAGUAGCAAGCCAAACGGUCGCAAGCAGUCGCGUAGGAUUUAUAGUGUCGUGAGGUAGUGCAGUCAUUUUAAAGGAUUUUUCGGAUAUGGUGAAAUUUACUUGUUAGUGACGCCUUGCUGUUGAAAGUUCUCUUCCUUCGGAAACAUAAAUUCGUCCAGUAAUUAUAACUUCGUAUCAGUUUGAUCAGUCAACUGAAACAGUCGAUUAAGUGUUAUUUCUGUAGAGUUCUGUGGUGAAGUAUUUUUUUCUUAUCAGCUGUAACACAAAGCCAGGAGUGAUGGGGCGGUUCACUGGGAAGAAAUGUCGCCUUGUGUCUAUGUUUUGGCUCACUCUCUUCUUCUUCCUGGUGGAGAUUGUAGUAGGAUAUGUGACCAACUCCAUGGCGCUUGUUGCAGACAGUUUUCACAUGCUGAGUGAUGUGGCUGCAUUGGUUGUGGCCUUCCUCUCAGUCAAGAUGUCGCCAAAGAAAUGGUCAAAGAAUACAUUCGGCUGGGCUCGAGCCGAAGUGCUGGGAGCAUUGGUAAAUGCAGUAUUCCUUGUUGCGUUGUGCUUCUCUAUAACAGUAGAAGCCUGCAAGAGGUUCAUUGAAGUUGAAGAAAUACAUGAACCACGACUUAUAAUUGUAGUAGGAACAUUGGGAUUGUUAGUUAACGUUGUUGGUCUGUUUCUAUUCCAUGAGCAUGGACAUUCACAUGGUCAUUCUCACGGAGGUUUCUCACGGAGCCAUACACGGCUCACGCACUUGGUAGCUACAGAUGAUAAUGAAAACGACGAAACUUUUCAGCCACCACCAACUCCCCCUUCCCCUGUACUGGGUUCCGACAAGAAGAAAGACGAACGAUGCCAGCAGUCACACUCAAAAAAUCCAGAUGCUGCUUCACAAAUGAACAUGCGUGGCGUAUUUCUUCAUGUAUUAGCUGAUGCAUUGGGUUCCGUCAUAGUCAUUGCAUCUGCCUCAAUAGUGUACCUUACAGACUGGAAGUACAAGAACUACAUUGAUCCAGCACUUAGCCUGUUGCUUGUAUUGCUGAUCUUGCAUUCAGUGUGGCCACUACUCCAGGAAUCUGCAUUGAUUCUACUUCAGACAGUUCCAACUCAUAUACAAGUAGAUGCCAUUCAACGUCGCCUACUAGAUAAAGUUGAUGGUGUACUGGCUGUACACGAGUUCCAUGUGUGGCAGUUGGCAGGUGACCGCAUUAUUGCUUCAGCACAUAUAAGAUGCAGAAAUUUAUCAGAAUAUAUGAAAAUAGCUGAAAAAGUUAAAGAAUUUUUUCACAAUGAGGGCAUCCAUUCAACUACUAUACAACCAGAAUUUGUUGAGGUGAAUGAGUUUCCUGAGGACACUAUCCAACCAGCCCCUACGGAAGACUGUGUGUUGGAUUGCCCUAAAACGGACAAACCCUGUGCCCUGUCCACUUGUUGUGGACCUUCCAAACAUGGCCGUGAUACCCCAUCACCAGGUGACACUCCAUACUUAUGUCGGCAGCGAAACAGUGCAGCUAGCUUCAACAAUCGAGUACAAGAAUUGAGUGAAAUGGAGAGUGGACACUUACUGGCCUCUGCUGGGCCUUGCACAGCACAGGGCAAUGGUAGUUGUCCAUGCCCUUCUGUGCCGUGCCCCUCCCCUCCGUCUAAUAAGGAGUCGUGUGUUUGACGCUGGUCUCCGAGCUCGCCCUCCUUGCUGCCAGUUGUCAAGUGAGUAGCAUACCCAUGAGCCAGUGAGUAAACAUCUCUCUAGUCCACUUCAUUUCGCCGAAAUACAGUCUCCAUGGCAACCAUGUGCAUCCAGUCUCCUGAGGAAGAAGCAGUACUCUCAAGAUGCAAAAAGUAUCUUCUCUCUUGCCAGAGUACUUUGAUAACAGUGGAUUUACAAUGAUAAUUCUAUAAAGGCAUAGAUAAGACUCGUUCAUAGAGAAUGUGAUCUGAAAAAAGUGAGAAAUGGCAGGUCUUGGGAGAAUUAUUCUCCAGUAUGUGUGUGCCAGAAAUAAAGAUGAUGAGAUUGUGAAUUACAGUUCACAUUGACUCUUCAGUCCAGAUUUGACACUUAACAGAUGCAAAUUGUCCAGGUUUGAGUUUUGAAGGUGAACUGUUUCUACAACUUGGAGAAUCAAAACUUUAUAUAAUGUGUACUGAAGUGUUAUCUACCAUAACUGGUUAGUUUUGGCAAGACUUUGGAUGAAGAAUCCUUGUUGAAACGGACAGUAUUUCAGAAUUAUAAGGAAUUAUAUACUCUGCCAUGUGGGGUUAAGCAAGCAAGCUGUUAUUUAUUUAGUUGUUGUAAAGAAAACUGCAAGGAGAGUAAGGAAAAGUGGAGGUAUAUCCAUUAACAAUUUGAAGAAUGCAUUGGCAAUCAUGUGAAAAUAAAUUUUUGUGGAAUUUAUUUGUAUUUGGGUACUAUUAUAUAGAGACUUGCUGGAAGCACAUUGCAUAUGUGCUUGUGAUAGAACUGGAAGUAUAAUGAGUCUGAUGAAUGGUUAUGUGGCUUGUUUAGUUUUGUCCAGUCGAGUGUAAUCAUAUCUUAAACAGCUGAAGAGAAGGCAAUUUAUAAAAAUAUUUUAAGUAGAAGUAUACCAAUUUUAAAAUGUUAUGGCCACUUUAAUGACUUUCUAGCAAGUGCAAAGACACUAAUAAUAUUCUAGUUUUGGUGCACAGCUUGUAAGUAGAUAAUGUUACAUAAAAUUAGUAGUUAUUGUUAUUUAUUGCUUUCACAUAUGCAACAAAUUGUGAAUUUAAUGUAUCAAUGAUGUAAUGUUACAAGUGAAACAUUUGCCCAAGCUUGAGUCAUGAAAGCCAGCUUUAUGGUACUCUAUUGGCAGAAUAGUAGGAAGUGUUUUUAAAUUGUCUGAACAUGAAGGUUAUUGACUUCUGGAAUGUGGUGGUGUGUAGUGUGGUAGACCAUUAUCAACAUUUCAAAAGAUCCUGCUGCCUUCAUCUUCAAGGAAAAUAGUGCUGUUCUUCCUGGAAGAUAAAGGCAUCAGAUUCCUUUAAAACAUUAGCAAUGAUAUACUACACUACUCUGUGUCUUGUACCAGAAGACAAUAAUCCUCACAGUCACUGCCAUGAGAACUCCAGAUUUCACAUUGUCUUCAUGUAUUUGUUGAU
Molecule: messenger RNA, 3327 nt
Organism: Cryptotermes secundus
Lineage: Eukaryota; Metazoa; Arthropoda; Insecta; Blattodea; Kalotermitidae
Gene: ZnT63C
Product: zinc transporter 1
Exons: 10
Coding region: 503-1879 (458 amino acids)
Biological process (GO): intracellular zinc ion homeostasis; detoxification of zinc ion; zinc ion transmembrane transport
Cellular component (GO): membrane
Molecular function (GO): zinc ion transmembrane transporter activity
Source: RefSeq, a predicted model, not a curated record